GAAGAACACAGGUAAAAGAAUCUGUUGACAUCGUGACUUAACGAGUCUUUUGACUACGUUUCCCCUUUGAAUUUGUAGGGAGGUGUUUGUGGUGAUAAUGAACACAGAGGUCUUUAGUUUGACUGCGAGAAGUUAUUUUAGAUAAAACAAAAACAUACACUAAAAAUUGCAAUUACAAUUCAUUUAGUUUGUUAGCCUUUUAGCUAGUUUGAAAGUAGCAUCUCUUUCUGGGAUAAUACACAGUAAGGAUCACGUUUCCACAACAGCUGGUGUUCACCCCUCGCAGCUGUAAGGUCAAGGGCCCAAAGAUGAACUCAGACUACGAACACCGCAUAAUUCGUCAAAUCCACAUUCAGAAUAAUGGCUCGGACCCUGCUAGUUCCCCCAGACAGACGGGCACCAGUUCCCCGUUCUCAUCCCGAACAUUUGGCGAUAGAUUUAUUCCCACCAGAGCUGGGGCCAACUGGGACAUCAGCUUCCACUGGAACAAAGAAAAUGAAAAGGUAACACACAGUGACGCCUCCCCAGGGAAUGUCAAAGCAGAUGGACUAACCUACACAGCACUGCUGAAAAAUGAGUUGCUGGGAGCCGGGAUAGAAAAUGUCCAGGAACCACAAACUCCAAAGAGGAGUCUGUUUUCUUAUAGUCCUCACACCAAAAGGCCGUCUUUGGAAACUUGUGCCAACAUUUCUCCCUACUCACUGUCCACUGUCAGCAACACGAGUCACACUUUGUUAGGUGCACCAAGGAGGCCGACUCGUAAAGUCUCAGAGAGUCCUUUUAAAGUCCUGGAUGCUUCAGGUCUUCAGGAUGACUUCUACCUUAACCUGGUGGACUGGUCGUCUCUCAACGUUCUUGGUGUGGGGCUGGGAUCCUGUGUUUAUAUGUGGAGUGCCUAUACUUCUCAGGUUGUAAAACUCUGUGAUCUUUCACCGGAGGGAGACUCGGUCACAUCUGUCGCUUGGACUGAAAGGGGAGACCUUAUGGCAGUGGGGACUCACCGAGGAUAUGUUCAGAUCUGGGACGCUGCUACUGGAAAGAAGAUCUGUGUAUGGAAGGGACACAGGAACAGAGUUGGAGUCUUGGCGUGGAAUUCUGACCAGUUGUCUUCAGGAAGCUGUGACUGCACAAUUCUUCAAAGAGACACACGGACCAGUCCGCUGCAGUCGGUCAGACGGCUGAAGGCACACAAACGGGAAGUGUGUGGUUUGAAGUGGAAUUCUGACCGUAAGCUGCUGGCCUCCGGUGAUAACGACAACAAGCUGCUGGUGUGGAACCAGGACUCUCCGAUGCCAUUGCAGACGUUCAAGGAACACCAGGGGGCAGUAAAAGCCAUCGCCUGGUCUCCACAUCAGCGCAGUCUGCUGGCCUCUGGUGGUGGCUCAGCAGACUGCAGCAUCCGUAUCUGGAGCUCGCUGCAGUUAGAGCCAGUGCAGCGUGUUGAUACGGGCUCCCAGGUCUGCAACCUGGUCUGGUCUAAACACACAAAUGAACUGGUCAGCACCCACGGUUACGCAGAUAAUAAAGUGAUGGUGUGGAAGUGUCCAUCACUCACUCAGGUGGCCAGCCUCACUCAUCACUCAGACAGAGUCCUCCACCUGGCCAUGUCUCCAGAUGGGGAGGUGAUAGUGACAGGGGCCGGAGGGAAAGACGAGACCCUUUGCUUCUGGAAACUUUUUAGCAACACAAGGUCAACAAAGGACCUGGUAUCAAAUCUAAACCUUUUCACCAGAAUGCGAUGAUGUCACAUCAGAAUCUGACAUCAGGAUUUUUAAGUGGAUCCUCGUCACUAGUGACUGUGGAGUUAAGGACGACAUGGGAGUAAAUCUAGAUUUUUGAAUUUAAGAACAAAAGAUAUCUUUUUUUGACUAUGCGGGGAAAAAUCUUUCUGACAUUUAAUCAUACAAUGAUCUGUGUAAUUUCACUUAUCACCAAAUCUAACAUAUGCACUCAACACCUGGUGUUUAUUUUAACUAAAAUUAACUUUAUUGCACUUUAAAUUUAUUAAUAUUACAUUUUUUAACCAUGCUAUUUGCCU
Cynoglossus semilaevis (tongue sole) is the source of this 2038-nucleotide messenger RNA. Its product is annotated as fizzy-related protein homolog. NCBI's taxonomy places the organism in Eukaryota, Metazoa, Chordata, Actinopteri, Pleuronectiformes, Cynoglossidae. The record is from RefSeq and is a predicted model, not a curated record. Bases 309 to 1742 code for a protein of 477 amino acids. Gene Ontology annotation, molecular function: anaphase-promoting complex binding; ubiquitin ligase activator activity; protein binding. Gene Ontology annotation, biological process: anaphase-promoting complex-dependent catabolic process; positive regulation of anaphase-promoting complex-dependent catabolic process; positive regulation of ubiquitin protein ligase activity. The transcript is spliced from 14 exons. Gene Ontology annotation, cellular component: anaphase-promoting complex.